Molecule: messenger RNA, 1444 nt
Organism: Aspergillus nidulans FGSC A4
Lineage: Eukaryota; Fungi; Ascomycota; Eurotiomycetes; Eurotiales; Aspergillaceae
Product: TATA-binding protein
Exons: 4
Coding region: 587-1441 (284 amino acids)
Biological process (GO): transcription initiation at RNA polymerase II promoter; DNA-templated transcription initiation
Cellular component (GO): transcription regulator complex; nucleus
Molecular function (GO): DNA binding
Source: RefSeq, a predicted model, not a curated record
CUUGGCGCUUGUCCUCAUUCCGCUCCCCUCCCCUCACCCGACUCUCUCUCCACACACAAAGUCCUUGAGGUCUGCAGAUUCUCGCUCUUGCGUAGUCUGCUAAAUUCAGGUGCCAAAAAAAUAAGUUGCUGAGACAAAAGUUGCAGCCUCAGGCACGCAUCAGCAUCUUAUCUUCGCCGUUCACUUCAAACACAAAUCACACCAAGAUAGAAGAGCUUACCCGAGGAUACUGGAAGCAAGAAGAAUCUGAGCUUGUCAUCCGAAGUGUUUCCUCUACUUAUCCACUCCCUUUAUUACACAUCGCUGCUCGCUUGCAAUUCAUUAUCGCGACAAAACUGUCAUUUCAAUUAAUAGAAAACACUUCAUUGUGAUCUUUCUUCUGCCCAUCCUCACAACCCUUCACAUAUCUCCCCUCUAUUGGGCAUUGCCGUUUCUCGUCAAUUGCCCUGCGCCUGUUUUGCUACUGCGAAACGGCUCAUCCUUGAAGGCAGUCUACUAGGGGAUACAUUCAGUUGUCCAUCUCCACGAGUCUGCCAGUUUUCACUCAACUGGUCACACACUUGAGCAAAGUUUGACAGACCUGACAAUGGACUCGCUCACUACUCAUCCUGCCACUGCCCAACAGGCUCGUGCCUUCACUUCUCCCUCGUCGCUGUCUUUCCCUGGCGGCACUGCCUUCCCUGGUGGUGCUGACCUGACACCGCCUUCCGAUAAGGAUGCGAAUAUGGCCACUAAUGGUCAGAGCGCGAAUGGAAAUGUGAAUGGCCAGCAGCAGGGAGCAAAUGCCGCUAACGGCAAUGGGGUGAUGCCCGCUACUCCAGCUGCGACCCCUGGUGCCAGCGCUCCAGGGAGUGGUAUCGUGCCUACCUUGCAAAACAUUGUCGCUACAGUCAACCUUGAUUGUCGUCUUGAUCUCAAGACUAUUGCGCUGCACGCCAGAAAUGCGGAAUACAACCCUAAGCGUUUCGCGGCCGUUAUCAUGCGUAUUCGGGAACCCAAGACGACUGCGUUGAUCUUCGCCUCUGGCAAGAUGGUGGUUACUGGUGCCAAGUCGGAAGACGAUUCCAAGUUGGCUUCGAGGAAGUACGCUCGUAUCAUCCAGAAGUUGGGCUUCAAUGCCAAGUUCACAGAUUUCAAAAUCCAGAACAUUGUGGGGUCCUGCGAUAUCAAAUUUCCAAUUCGUUUGGAAGGUCUGGCGAGUCGUCACCACAACUUCAGUUCCUACGAACCGGAGCUGUUCCCAGGUCUUAUUUACCGUAUGAUGAAGCCAAAGAUCGUCCUCUUGAUCUUCGUCAGCGGAAAAAUUGUCCUGACCGGAGCCAAAGUCCGUGAAGAGAUCUAUCAGGCUUUCGAACUCAUCUACCCUGUGCUCUCUGGUAAGCUUCCCACGUUCGAUAUCCGAACACCCGCUAAUUUUGGUACAGAUUUCCGCAAGGUCUAAAGA